Messenger RNA from Caenorhabditis sp. 36 PRJEB53466, 805 nucleotides. Lineage: Eukaryota; Metazoa; Nematoda; Chromadorea; Rhabditida; Rhabditidae. The record is from the annotation of a GenBank genome assembly.
AUGUCGUUGGUGAAGCCGUGGAGGACACAGGAGUUGUCGAUGAGGCUGUGGACGAUCCCUGAUGUCGUUGGUGAAGCCGUGGAGGACACAGGAGUUGUCGAUGAGGCUGUGGACGAUCCUGAUGUCGUUGGUGAAGCCGUGGAGGACACAGGAGUUGUCGAUGAGGCUGUGGACGAUCCCUGAUGUCGUUGGCGAAGCCGUGGAGGACACAGGAGUUGUCGAUGAGGCUGUGGACGAUCCCUGAUGUCGUUGGUGAAGCCGUGGAGGACACAGGAGUUGUCGAUGAGGCUGUGGACGAUCCUGAUGUCGUUGGUGAAGCCGUGGAGGACACAGGAGUUGUCGAUGAGGCUGUGGACGAUCCCUGAUGUCGUUGGCGAAGCCGUGGAGGACACAGGAGUUGUCGAUGAGGCUGUGGACGAUCCUGAUGUCGUUGGUGAAGCCGUGGAGGACACAGGAGUUGUCGAUGAGGCUGUGGACGAUCCCUGAUGUCGUUGGCGAAGCCGUGGAGGACACAGGAGUUGUCGAUGAGGCUGUGGACGAUCCCGAUGUCGUUGGCGAAGCCGUGGAGGACACAGGAGUUGUCGAUGAGGCUGUGGACGAUUCCGAUGUCGUUGGCGAAGCCGUGGAGGACACAGGAGUUGUCGAUGAGGCUGUGGACGAUCCCGAUGUCGUUGGUGAAGCCGUGGAGGACACAGGAGUUGUCGAUGAAGCAGAGGCCGGCGGAGCCUUGGUUGUUGCUGAAGCAGUUGUGCUUUUUUGUGAGCAGCUAUCGCAUGGUUCUCCUGCUUUUCCUUUAUCUCCUUGA